This is a messenger RNA of Seminavis robusta, 3006 nucleotides long. Lineage: Eukaryota; Bacillariophyta; Bacillariophyceae; Naviculales; Naviculaceae. The record is from the annotation of a GenBank genome assembly.
AUGGCUCCGUCUACCAAUGACACCUCCAAUGGAGGCGCUAACGAUGAUAAUGCCAAGACGUCGAAUGACGACAAUGCUGCUGACGAGAGUUUAUCCAAGACACCUUCUACGCUUCCUUUAAUUCUGUACUCGCUGUAUUUUUUGGCUAUUUUGCAAGGCUUUUACUAUGCCGUCACCAUGGCGUACGAGAUUCGUCUCUACGCCAUCAAGGAGUACGGUCGAGUUAUCCAUGAGUUUGAUCCCUAUUUCAACUACCGCGCCGCAGAGUAUUUAUGGGCUCAUGGGUGGCAUGCCUUUUCGCAUUGGUAUGACGACAUGGUCUGGUAUCCAUUGGGUCGACCCGUUGGAACUACCAUUUAUCCAGGAAUGCAAGUCACCAGUGUGGCUAUUAAGCAGUAUAUCUUGCCCGAUUGGUCCAUCAAUGACAUUUGUUGCUUCGUCCCGGCUUGGUUUGGAUCGCUGGCUACCAUGGGUGCUGCCUGGUUGGCCUACGAAUGCACUCAGGAUUAUACCAAUACCCGUGUCUGUCUCGGACAAUUGGCCGGCAUUGAUUGGUUGUACUCAAAAUUUGUGGCCCCGCUCUUGGCCACUCUGAUGAAUACCCUUCAUCGUUUCACGGGAAGUACCCUUGGACUACCCCAUCCCUAUAUUCGUCGACCUGCUCCUUCCAUGGAAUCUGCCCUCUGGACAGCUCUUAUCAUGAGUAUUGUUCCUGCUCACUUGUUGCGUAGUGUUGCGGGAGGUUAUGAUAAUGAGAGUGUCGCUACCACGGCCAUGGUCGUCACCUUUGCCGCGUGGACCCGCACUUUACGAGAUAAGACACACGAUUGGACCACCAUCGCGUGGGGAAUCAUCACUGGUAUCUGCUACUUUUACAUGGUGGCCGCUUGGGGUGGCUAUGUUUUUGUAAUCAAUUUGAUCGGCGUCCAUGCCUCCAUUUUGGUUCUCAUGGGAAGAUUCUCGGGUAAAGUGCACAAAGCCUACACGUCGUUUUACAUUGUCGGCACAUUUUUGGCCACCCGGGUGCCUGUGGUGGGAAUGACGCCGUUGAAAUCAUUGGAACAAUUGGGACCCUUUGUCGCCUUUGUGGGAAUUCAAUUGCUGGAAUACUGCCGUCGUCAACAAGUCAAGGAAAAUUUGGGAAUGGUCGAUUUAUGGAAACUUCGCAUCCGCGUCUUUUCCAUGGUGGGUGCCGCCGCGAUGGUCUUGAUUUUCUUCUUGGCUCCCACUGGGUACUUUGGGCCGUUCAGCAGUCGCAUCCGUGGACUCUUUGUCAAGCAUACCAAAACUGGAAAUCCGUUGGUCGACAGUGUGGCCGAGCAUCAAGCAGCAUCUCCCAGCGCUUAUUUCCAAUAUCUCAAUGAUGUUGUGUACAUUGCUCCAGUCGGAUUUGGUCUGGUCCUUGUGGCAUUCUGCAAUGAUUCCAGCAGCUUUUUGAUUGUGUAUGGGGUCGCCGCAUAUUUCUUUUCGCACCGUAUGGUUCGAUUGAUCUUGUUGACGGCUCCCAUUGCCAGUACUUUGGGAGGCAUUGCCUUGGGACACCUGCAAUCCUGGAUGGUUGGAAGUAUCUUUCCUGAAACUCCCAACGCUGCUGCCAUGUGGGCUGCAAUUAUGGGAAAUGAAACGGAACGCGUCACACCGCCACCCCCCACCAAAACGACAACGCCACCCAAAAAGGCCAAUGCCAAGAAGGAUAAGAAAAAGGGAGGCGCCGCCAACAAAGCGAAAGAUGAAGCCACAGAGACUGCAAUGGAGGACGCUGAAAGUGUUGCCGCGCUAACUGCAGUGGCCACGAAACGAGACCCCUACGUGAUCAGUGCGAUCCGCUUGGCUGUCUCGAUUUAUGUCAUUACAUUAAUCAAGCCCAGGUUGCCCGCCUUCUAUGAUACCUGUGAUCAGAUGGCACAGCACAUCUCUCAUCCCACCAUUAUUCAAAAGGCUCGAACCAAGUCGGGAGAGACAGUUAUGGUGGAUGAUUACCGUGAUGCAUACUUUUGGUUGCGCGACAAUACACCCCAAGAUGCUCGUAUCAUGGCUUGGUGGGACUAUGGCUAUCAAAUCACUGGCAUUGCCAAUCGUACCACAAUUGCUGAUGGAAACACGUGGAAUCACGAACACAUUGCUCUGUUGGGAAAGACAUUGACCAGCUCCGAGAAAGAAGGCCACCGUGUGGCUCGUCAUUUGGCAGACUACAUCCUUGUUUGGGCAGGUGGCGGUGGAGAUGAUUUGGCCAAGUCUCCUCACUUGAUUCGUAUUGCGAACUCCGUGUAUCGAGGUUUGUGCAGUGAACCUACUUGUCGAGAAUUUGGGUACUAUUCCAAUGGAGAACCCUCGGAACGCAUGGGAGAGAGUAUGCUGUACAAGCUGCACAGUCAUAGGCUUAAACCGGGAGUGGAGGCGGACCCUAAUCGAUUCAAAUUGGUGUACCACAGCAAGUAUGGCAAAGUCCGAAUCUUCAAGGUCCUCAAAGUGUCCAAGGAAAGUAAGGAGUGGGUCAAGGACAACAAGAAAUGCGACGGAGGUGGUUGGGUGUGCCGCGGUCAGUAUCCACCGGCACUACAGAAGAUUUUGGCGCAAAAGAAAGACUUCAAACAACUCGAGGAUUUCAACGUGAAGGGCGAAGAUGACUCCGAGUAUCAAAAGCAGUACAUGGAAAAUCUAAUGGGCUCAGGCGGCAGCCGAAAGGCACCCGAAAAGAAGAAGGAGAAGAAGAAGGAUCGACCCCAAAGGCUGACCCCCGAGGAGAUUGACAUGUUUAAUGAAGCGUGGGAGAAUAACGAGCUGACGUCGCACAUGUGGGAACUCAUCUCGCAGAAUAGAAUCGAUGAUUUCAAGGAGCUUGUGAAGGGCAAUCCCGCCGCUGCGCAUGUGAGGAGUGAAGAUGGACGAGGUCCAAUGUGGUGGGCGCACGAGUACAAGCGCACGGGCAUCAUCGAGAUCUUGAGAAAGUUGAAAGUGAGCGAGGCUCGAACCGAUGAGAAUGGUAAGACACCUUUGGAUCUCUAG